Molecule: messenger RNA, 2850 nt
Organism: Diceros bicornis minor
Lineage: Eukaryota; Metazoa; Chordata; Mammalia; Perissodactyla; Rhinocerotidae
Gene: RXRB
Product: retinoid X receptor beta
Exons: 10
Coding region: 155-1765 (536 amino acids)
Biological process (GO): positive regulation of transcription by RNA polymerase II; cell differentiation; response to retinoic acid
Cellular component (GO): RNA polymerase II transcription regulator complex; nucleus
Molecular function (GO): zinc ion binding; retinoic acid-responsive element binding; nuclear steroid receptor activity
Source: RefSeq, a predicted model, not a curated record
UGUCAUUUUGGUACAGAGCAGACCGAAGCGCUUAAUUCGACCCGGUUCACGCCAGAGUCUUUUUCUCUGGGGCUUCCUCCUGCUCAGCUAGUCCCCGACCAUUCCUUGGGAAUCCCUGGUACCUCCUGGGUAUCCCUACACUCAGACAGGAAUCAUGUCUUGGGCUGCUCGCCCGCCCUUCCUCCCCCAGCGGCAUGCCGCAGGGCAGUGUGGGCCGGUGGGGGUGCGAAAAGAAAUGCAUUGUGGGGUCGCGUCCCGGUGGCGGCGGCGACGGCCCUGGCUGGAUCCCGCAGCAGCGGCGGCGGCGGCGGCAGCCGGAGAACAACAAACCCCGGAGCCGGAGCCGGGGGAGGCUGGACGGGACGGGAUGGGCGACAGCGGGCGGGACUCCCGAAGCCCAGACAGUUCCUCCCCAAAUCCCCUUCCCCAGGGGGCCCCUCCCCCUUCUCCUCCUGGGCCACCCCUACCCCCUUCAGCAGCCCCAUCCCUUGGAGGCUCUGGGGCCCCACCCCCACCCCCGAUGCCACCACCCCCACUGGGCUCCCCCUUCCCAGUCAUCAGCUCUUCCAUGGGGUCCCCUGGUCUGCCCCCUCCAGCUCCCCCAGGAUUCUCCGGGCCUGUCAGCAGUCCCCAGAUUAACUCAACAGUGUCGCUCCCUGGGGGUGGGUCUGGCCCCCCUGAAGAUGUGAAGCCACCAGUCUUAGGGGUCCGGGGCCUGCACUGUCCACCCCCUCCAGGUGGCCCUGGGGCUGGCAAACGGCUAUGUGCAAUCUGCGGGGACCGAAGCUCAGGCAAACACUAUGGGGUUUACAGCUGUGAGGGCUGCAAAGGCUUCUUCAAGCGCACCAUCCGUAAGGACCUGACCUACUCGUGCCGAGACAACAAAGACUGCACGGUGGACAAGCGCCAGCGGAACCGCUGUCAGUACUGCCGCUAUCAGAAGUGCCUGGCCACAGGCAUGAAGAGGGAGGCAGUACAGGAGGAGCGUCAGCGGGGGAAGGACAAGGAUGGGGAUGGGGAGGGGGCUGGGGGAGCCUCCGAGGAGAUGCCCGUGGACAGGAUCCUGGAGGCAGAGCUGGCUGUGGAGCAGAAGAGUGACCAGGGCGUUGAGGGUCCUGGGGGAACCGGGGGUAGCGGCAGCAGCCCAAAUGACCCUGUGACUAACAUCUGUCAGGCAGCUGACAAACAGCUAUUCACGCUUGUUGAGUGGGCGAAGAGGAUCCCACACUUUUCCUCCUUGCCUCUGGAUGACCAGGUCAUAUUGCUACGGGCAGGCUGGAAUGAGCUCCUCAUUGCCUCCUUCUCCCACCGAUCCAUUGAUGUCCGAGAUGGCAUCCUCCUCGCCACAGGUCUUCACGUGCACCGCAACUCAGCCCAUUCUGCAGGCGUGGGAGCCAUCUUUGAUCGGUCCCUCUCCAGGGUGCUGACAGAGCUAGUGUCCAAAAUGCGUGACAUGAGGAUGGACAAGACAGAGCUUGGCUGCCUGAGGGCAAUCAUUCUGUUCAAUCCAGAUGCCAAGGGCCUCUCCAACCCCAGUGAGGUGGAGGUCCUGCGGGAGAAAGUGUAUGCAUCACUGGAGACCUAUUGCAAACAGAAGUACCCUGAGCAGCAGGGACGGUUUGCCAAGCUGCUGCUACGUCUUCCUGCCCUCAGGUCCAUCGGCCUUAAGUGUCUAGAGCAUCUGUUUUUCUUCAAGCUCAUUGGUGACACCCCCAUCGACACCUUUCUCAUGGAGAUGCUCGAGGCUCCCCAUCAGCUGGCCUGAGCCCAGACCCAGACGUGGUGCUCCUUGAGGAGUGUGCAUCCGAGAGGGACUCUAAGCCUUGGGGCCAGUGGAGAGGGGCCAUGUUCCUAGAAUCUUGGUGGGGUGACGAGUACAGGGCAGAGUCGGGACCUCCUUGGAGUGUCCAUAAACCCUCCAAGGGGUUUCUUGAUAUCCCAAGACGGAGGGGACCCCAGAACCCUGCAAGGGCUGGACCUCUCCUUUCAGUGGCCUCGUGUCUCUGAAUUUGCGUGGGUCUACCAUGAUUUCGGGUGAUUUGUCACCCCCUGCCUGGAACGUUCUCUCCCUCCCCCAGCACAAAGGACGGGUCUUGCUCCUAGGACCUUGCUUCCUUUUCAUCUUGCCUCACUUAGCUCCCCAUCUGAAGAGUGGAACUGAGAACUCCCCCAGAGAUGGGCAUUGGGGGGCAGGCCCCCCAACUGACUGCCAUGGGAUUAGGGCUCUGACAGGCCUUCUUCUAACCAAGUGGGCAGAUGGAGGCUCCUCUGGAAGAGGGAGGGGCUCUGUCACUGUCUCCUGUACAGAGUCCCCUCUUACACUUCACCUCCUUCUGCAGUCAGACUGAAAACUAAAAAGGUGGUGGUGGUUAAGGGGUGGGUGGAGAUGUAGGAACCAAUCUAUUUUUAAUUUCCUCUGAGGGUAGACUUGCAGUUAGACUCAAAGAAGUACUGUACUUUCCCAGGUUGACUAAGAAAUGCCAGUGGUGGAGGUGGGUGUUUGGGAAAGGCAGGGCCCUGAGAUGGUCUGUCCCUGGGGCUCUUCAAGCACCCCCAUCUUUUCCUGUCUCACUUGGGCAGGGUCCUGGGCUGUAAUGGCAGGACGGGGAGGGGUGGUUUGGUGAGUAGUCCUCAGGCCCUUCCCUCCACAGCUCUCCCCCGGCCCUGAACACAUACAGUGUUGGCUGGGGACACAGGACCCUGGCCUGAGAGUUGAGGGGAGAUGGCCAGCCUGCAGAGAUGGGGUGCUGGGGCUGCAUGAAUUUUGCCCUGCAGCUGUUCUCUCUGGGGUUCCUUUCUCCUCUCUCACUCACACAUAAAAUCGCUUUCAAAUUAAAAUCGUUUUCUGGA